Messenger RNA from Aphanomyces invadans, 633 nucleotides. RefSeq lists its product as hypothetical. Bases 1 to 633 code for a protein of 210 amino acids. The transcript is spliced from 4 exons. The record is from RefSeq and is a predicted model, not a curated record. Lineage: Eukaryota; Oomycota; Saprolegniomycetes; Saprolegniales; Verrucalvaceae.
AUGGCCGGGCUCAACCACGGCCCGGCACGUACACAGCUCUUCCGUGUCAAUCCAGCCUCGUUCGAAGAGGCUGUUCGCAUUGCCCUAGCUGAGUCGUACGCCACAGCCCUAGCGCACAAUCGUGCCGAUCCAUCGGACAUGGAUAUCACGGCAUUAUCCCAUACCAACGACGCCAACCAAUGGCCGCUUCCACGUGAUCGAUUUGAAGCGAUCCAAGCGUUCUUCGUGGCUCCUCGCCUUCGACGCUCUCAAAUCCAACAUCAAGAGUGCCCAUAUUUGGCGCUUACGGACUUUUCCAAGUCGUUCAGCGUCAUCUGUAACGCUUCCCAGUACGCCAUCGGCUGUUGCAUCCACGCCGCCGAGCGUUCGUACCUUGUCCACGAUCUCGAGCUCCUCUCGAUCAAGUACGCCCGCACAAAGUUCAGCGUCUACCUCAUCGGCGUGGACCCCUUCAUCUUUUACACUGACCUUGCGUCGUUGCGAACUGCCGUCAACACGCCCCACAUGUCAGCUCGCAUGACUCGCUGGCUUUCCAUAUUCACCGAAUACAACUUCUCGUUUCAAUACAAAGUAGGCAAAGACAACGUCCUUGCUGGCGCUCUCUCUCCGUGUCCUGACUAUUCGUGUCCUUAA